AUGGCUGUUCCAACUGCGAUCGGUGUAGCGGCAAUCGCUGUCCUUUAUGCAGGGAAAAUGUACUUUCAGGGUCCCAAAUGUAAAAGUAAAAGAAACCUAGACGGCAAGACUGUUGUUAUCACUGGUGGAAACAGUGGUAUCGGCAAAGAAACCGCAGUGGAUUUAGCCAGGCGAGGAGCAAGGGUCAUAAUCGGCUGCAGAAAUCUCCAAAAGGGCAAAGAAGCACUGAAAGAAAUUAAAGAACGAAGUGGAAACUCGAAUGUUUUCCUUGAGGAGUUAGACCUGGCUUCGUUAAAGUCUGUUCGCACGUUUGCCGACAAAAUUUUAAGCCUUGAAUCCCGCGUUGAUGUCCUCAUCAACAAUGCUGGGGUGCUGAUGUGCCCAUAUCAGAAGACAAAAGAUGGAUUUGAAAUGCAGUUUGGUACGAAUCAUCUUGGGCAUUUCCUGCUGACGAUGUUACUCCUUGACCGACUGAAGCGGUCACAGCCGAGUCGAAUCAUAAACGUGUCUUCGUACGCUCACAGGAUGGGAAGUGACAAGAUCAACUUCACAGACAUAAACUAUGAAAAAAGUUACGACAGAUGGGCCGCCUAUUAUAACAGCAAGCUUGCAAAUGUGUUAUUCACACGCGAGCUCAGUAAACGCCUGGAGGGUACCCAUGUGACUGUGAAUGCACUGCACCCGGGGGCUGUCAGUACCGAACUACAGCGCCAUAUGUUUUUCUCCAGUUUUUGGUUCUAUCCAAUCCGCUGGUACAUGUUCAAGACCGCAGAACAGGGAGCUCAAACUUCCAUCUACUGUGCAGUCUCUGAAGAAAUGGAUGGAGUUAGUGGAAAAUACCUGUGUGAUUGCCGCAUUGUGGAGCCAUCCAAGGGUGCCCAAGAUGAUGAUGCAGCCAAGAAGCUGUGGGAUCUGAGCAUUAAGAUGGUUGGUUUGCAAAAAUAA
Messenger RNA from Porites evermanni, 945 nucleotides. The record is from the annotation of a GenBank genome assembly. Lineage: Eukaryota; Metazoa; Cnidaria; Anthozoa; Scleractinia; Poritidae.